CCAAUCAGUGUGAGGAGGCGGGAGGAUGCUAGCCAAUCAGCGUGCACGAUAGGCGAGGCAGGGGGUUGAGGAGUCCUGCGCGGACGCUGCCGGCUCCCGAGCUUCUGUCAGGGGAGCCGGGCGGGUGGAGGCGGCUGAGGAGGCGGGAGGGCAGCAGUUGGGUGUACAGGCGAUUGCUGACCUGCGGGGAGGAGAUCCAAAGGAGCGGGCAACCAUGGUGAUGGCGGCGAAGAAGGGCCCAGGCCCGGGUGGCGGGGUCGGCGGGGGAAAGGCGGAGGCGGAGGCGGCCUCGGAAGUGUGGUGUCGCCGGGUGCGGGAGCUGGGCGGCUGCAGCCAGGCCGGGAACCGUCACUGCUUCGAGUGCGCGCAGCGCGGGGUCACCUACGUGGAUAUCACUGUGGGCAGCUUCGUCUGCACCACCUGCUCCGGCCUCCUGAGAGGCCUGAACCCCCCUCAUCGAGUCAAGUCCAUCUCCAUGACAACCUUCACUGAGCCUGAAGUAGUGUUCCUACAAUCCCGAGGAAAUGAGGUUUGCAGGAAAAUUUGGCUGGGUCUUUUUGAUGCUCGAACAUCUUUGAUACCAGAUUCCAGGGAUCCUCAGAAGGUGAAGGAGUUUCUGCAGGAAAAAUAUGAGAAGAAGAGAUGGUAUGUGCCCCCAGACCAAGUCAAGGGACUGGCUUAUACCAAAGGCAGUGCCUCCACCCCCAUGCAGGGAUCCAUCCCAGAAGGGAAGCCCCUGCGGACACUUCUGGGUGAUCCUGUGCCAUCUCUUGCAGCUGCUGCCUCCACUGCCAGCCAGUCUGUCAGUCAGUCUCAGCCUCGGACAUCCCAGCCCCGGAGCUCUCAGCCACCUCCCCACUCCUCUAUCAAGAAAGCCAGUACUGACCUGCUGGCUGACAUCGGUGGAGACCCCUUUGCUGCUCCCCAGGGGGCACCAGCUUUUGCUGCAUUCCCAACCUGUGGGGGCCAGACACCUUCCCAUGGGGGCUUUGCUAACUUCGACGCCUUUGGCAGUAGCCCCAGCUCCUCAGCCUUUGGAAGCAUUCCUCCAGCUGGCCAAGCCCUGUUCCAGACCCAGCCUCCACCCACAGCCAGUUGGAUGCUAACUGGAAGUUACCACUUUGGGAGCAGCCAGGUGACACCAUUUGGUGCUUCUUUCACACCUGCCAGUCAGCCCAACAGUCUCGCAGAUAUGGGCAGCUUCCUGGGGCCCAGGGCGCCAGCUGGAGGUAUCCCUGGCAGCGUCUUCGGGAUGGCUGGCCAGGUCCCCACAGUGCAGUCGGCCACGACUGGUGGAGGUGGUGGUGCAGGGCUUGCCUUUGGAGGUGAGUCUUCCUGCUUCACCACCCCUGCUGUUCACUCCCAGCUGCCUUCCACCAACCCAUUCCAGCCCAAUGGCUUGGCCACAGGGCCCAGCUUUGGGAUGAGCAGUGCUGGAACUGGUUUUCCCCAGUCAGUGCCGACCGGCAGGGCCUUUGCCAGCACCUUCCCCCCACCGCUGUUCCCUCCACAGACCUCGGUGGCCCAGCAGCAGAAUGACUGGAUCCUCCUCAAGCCCUUUUGCCUCCAAACCUCCAACCACCAACCCAUUCUUGUAGCACUGUGUCCUGGGGGGCCACGUCCCUGCUCCCUCGCUCUACUCCCUGGGGCUUUGGUGACCACUUGCCUUUGGCAUUUCUGUGGGUCUGAGACCAGAAGAGCCCUGUUGUACAGGGUAGGGGGCCUGGGGAUGGGUGGGCGUCCUAAUGCUUUGCUUGGGGCUUGCAGAUAACAGGGCAGCUUCUGGAUCACUUGCCCGCAAGGCUUCUCCCUCCUUCCCUGCAGCCCCACCCAGGUGGGAGAAGGCCCAGCCUAGAGGAGCACUGGUGUUUUAUUUCCCAUAUUAUUAAUUAGGAUGACAGUCUUGCUGCUCUCAGGCCCUCUGCUUACACCGCACUCCCUCCCCUCCCAGCCAGCGGGGCAGAGGAAGCUGUGGGCACAGACUGACUGUCGUCCCCUGGGAACAACUCUUCCCCCUGCCCAACUGUCCAGCGUUGUCCCCUCGUGGACAGAACACAGUGGGGAAAGCAGGGUAAAAGUGGACAUGAGGUUCGCUGUUGACAGGCCAGGGGCCAGAGUGCCCUCCGUGCCCCUGACUCGGGCCAGCACGCCCUUUUCUUCCCACCCCCACCGGAAAAGGAGGCCCUCGUGUUUUUGCUUCCCCUGCCCCCUCCCUCAUCCAGGGUGCUCAGGAUGAGUAGUUUUACCUACCUACUUAGACCUGCCCAACUCCUGGCAAGCACUUUAGUUAGCCGUGGUGUCAUGUUUGGAUACCAUUGUUUUAUAUUUAUACAUAGAGAGAAUUUUCUAAUAUAGCCUGUUAUAUAUAUAUAUGCACACACACAUACAGAUAUGCACUUGCAGCCAUUCCCCUUUCCAGACAGCUUACUACAUGAGGAAUGGAAUGAAUCCCCAUCUGUGCCUCUACCAGCAGAGCUGGAGCUCCAGAGGGUGGUGGGGAGAGGGCAGUCCCAUGUCCCAGAGCCUGGGCAUUUCCAGAGAAAGGCUUUGUACUAUUGGCUGGUUUUUUUCUUUCUUUUUCCAUGUGCCUCCUUCCCCUCCCCUCAAAUCUCUGCACCCAAGCUGUUGCAGGCAAUGCUGGAAAAGAACUGCCUUUGAAAGAGAAAGGAAAUGGCUCUCGUGGCCUUGCUUUGGACCAGCUUGAGGGACCUCACAUCAGUCAGCAUGAUGUCUGGGCCAGUGGCAAUGCUGCCCUAGGCCAAGGAUGGGACUCCCCGGAUUCAGAGCUAGAGUUGGUGUUAGCAAUGGGAGGGUGCCCAGUGGGAGUGGGGUGGCUGCAUUGAGGGGUGUUCCCACUGGGGGGCGGGGUGCAGGAGGUGGUGGGGAGAUGGGCGGGGCCUAGCCAGAGUAGACCACACCCAGGCCGUGCAUUCUCAGCCCCUCAAGCUGUUGCCACCUGAGGGUGUUGUGUCAACAGCCCAGUCUGGGCUGUUUGUGUGGUGACAAAAACUGCCGCUUGGGUUAAACACCGGAUGUGGGAGGGGAAAGGCCCAGGAGUCAGGUGGAGGUUUCUCACCUUUGCCCAGAAACUGGCCCGUCAGCUCUUCGUUCCUGGGUUUUCUGUGGGUCUCUCCACCCAGUGACCUUUAACAGCAAGAGGUGGGGACUGUUCAUUACUUUCAGGAUUUUCCUGGAAAUGCCCGUCCAGGAGUGGCCUCCCCACCUUUCCAAGGCCGGUAACCAGCCCGUCUAGCAUCUGUGUCCCCUUGCUCCUAGCCCCUCCCUGCCUUCCUUCUCCUGGGCCUCCCAGUGUGGACCACCAUCCCUUCUUCCCUGGGUUUUUUAUGCUCUGUCCCUUCUCCCAGCAUUUUUCUCUGUCACCCUUGGUUCUCUUUCUGUCCUUCUGCCUCCUGUUUUCCAUUCUUUCUGCUGAGAGCCAGGAAAGGGAGGAAGCUGAGAUCCACUGAGGUGUUCUAGAAGCAGGAGCCAUUUCUUAUUUUCCCCAGUGCAGCACCCCCAUCCCCUGCCACUUCCUAGCCAGAAACACUGAGGUUCAGAGGGGAGAGUUCCAGGCCUGGACCUGCGUGCCUCUGACUGUCAGUUUCAGUUGCCCCUGCUGUACCCUGUGACCACCUUACUGCGUGGUGCUGGAGCCCAGGACCUCUCUGCAGUCCCCCUCUUCACUCCAGUCACUGUCUGACAUGGACUCCAGCCAGGACAGGA
Messenger RNA from Manis pentadactyla (Chinese pangolin), 3723 nucleotides. It is a transcript of the gene AGFG2, whose product is annotated as ArfGAP with FG repeats 2. The record is from RefSeq and is a predicted model, not a curated record. Gene Ontology annotation, molecular function: GTPase activator activity. Lineage: Eukaryota; Metazoa; Chordata; Mammalia; Pholidota; Manidae. The coding region runs from base 215 to 1771 and encodes 518 amino acids. The transcript has 12 exons.